AUGACAUGUUUAUAUUCCACUUUUUUGCGAUGCAACCACAAAAGUGUUUUUUUAAGUUUUAUACAAUUUAUGCAAUUGUUAUUAAUUUUAUUUGUACCGAAAAUGUCAUGAUGUGAAUUUGUGUAGGUAUAUGUAAUAUAUUGUAUGUAUGUAUUUUGUAAUACAUUUCAAAUAAAUUCUGUAAUUUUCUUCGAGUGACCACGAAACAAUGAUUAAGACGAAAAAACUAGCAUUUUUAUGUGGUUUUAUGUUGUUAGUCAUGUAUUACUCUAAGUUUAAUAGUGAUGUUAUUUUAUUGGAGACAAUUGUUGAGACGGAUAGAAUAACGACAAAAGCAAAGAAAAACACCAACAUGAAGUAUAUUCUACAAUGGACGAAGUCCUACGCGGAGCCAUUCGUUUUCAUGGGAAAAGGACAAAACGGAUUUGUAAGUCGACGAUGCAAAUUUGCUAACUGCUACGUAACUUCCAAUAGGACCUAUCUAAAUAGCUUGAAAGAUUUCGAUGCUGUUUUAUUUCAUGGUCCUGAACUCAGUACUGCCGAGAACUCAGUACUCUUGCGUCUGCCGACUCGGAGGUCUCGUAAACAAAAGUAUGUUUUUGUUAGUAAGGAAUCAUCUCGCAUGUAUCCAUUACGCUAUACGGUCUACAAUAGCUUCUUUAACUGGACGUGGACAUACAGAUUGGAUUCUGAUAUAUAUUACGGUGAUAUUGUUAUCAAAAACAAGCGAGGUGAUGUUAUUGGACCUAAAGAAGUUAUGCACUGGCUUAGGGUGGAGGAAAUGGAACCUAUCAAAGAUGAACUUAAAGAGAAGUUGAAAAACAAAAAAAUUGCUGCCGCAUGGUUUGUAUCAAACUGUAAAACUAUGAGUAAUCGAGGUUAUGUAGCAGAAUUAUUGCAGAAGGCAUUACUUAAAUACAAUAUGACCGUUGACAUAUACGGUCGUUGUGGAAAUAAAUAUUGUCCUAGAACUCAUAUGGAGCAGUGCCUGCGAAUGUUGGAGAAUGAUUACUAUUUUUAUUUGGCUUUCGAGAAUACCGUUGUGAAUGAUUAUGUGACGGAGAAAUUAUUGCACGCGUUGCAGCACUACACUGUCCCAAUAGUUUAUGGGGGCGCGAACUACACAAGGUUCAUGCCAGGGGGUUCUCACUUGAACGUUUUAAAUCAAACUAUAGAAGUUCUAGUCAAGAGAAUGGUUGACAUGAUAAACGACAAAGAACAGUACUACGAGUAUUUUAAAUGGCGGAAUCACUAUUCUUAUCAUAAUGGAGAAGAGUCCCCUGCUACUGAUUACUACUGCGAUUUUUGCAAAAAGCUCAAUGAUUUUAAUGUAAUGAACAGAACCAGCUAUAUUGAAAACUUUAAAGGAUGGUGGAACACGAAGCUUGAAAGUAACUGAUCUAACAUUUGUUCUCACUGCCUCACUGGUCUAGACAAUGAACGUGUAAAUGUUAUUUUUCUUGGGCAGUCGAUGGCAGUAUAUUUAUAAGUGCGAACGUAAGUGCAUAAGGCCCAAUAUUUGGCCCUGCCAUUGUCAGGGGUGGCAUGUAGUUCUUUCACUGUUUACGUGUUGGGGCACAUUGGGCUACACAGAAGGUACCGCAUUGUUUGUGGCGUGGUACCGCUCAUGUGAAAGUUGCCCGGUAGGCACUGGAAUCAUUGGUACUGGUUCUUUGCUUUUUAUGGUGGAUUAUCUUAUUUUGUGAUACAACUGGAAUUCCCACCCACUCAUAUGUGCAGCCGAUGGCCGGCUUUUAUGCUCUAGGCAUCUAGAAAUGGGUCCCUUAGUUAAUGUUUUUGAUCAUUUAUGUUAUUUCUUUUUAAUAAAUAUUACUAUUAUAUAUUGUUUAU
Helicoverpa armigera (cotton bollworm) is the source of this 1851-nucleotide messenger RNA. RefSeq names its product alpha-(1,3)-fucosyltransferase C. Gene Ontology annotation, cellular component: membrane. NCBI's taxonomy places the organism in Eukaryota, Metazoa, Arthropoda, Insecta, Lepidoptera, Noctuidae. The coding region runs from base 209 to 1399 and encodes 396 amino acids. The transcript is spliced from 2 exons. Gene Ontology annotation, molecular function: fucosyltransferase activity. The record is from RefSeq and is a predicted model, not a curated record.